AUGGCGGACGAGCUGGACCGAGUGCGGAUCUCAGAGGCCGAACUUCGAGCAGAAGCAGCGAGUUUAAUUAAACUUAAAGAUUUAGAAGAUCCAGUUAAGAAGCAGCGACACCGUGACGGGAAGAGACCAGACCUCCAGCGGUACCAGCCCGGAGCACAAACACGCAGGCACGGCACGGACGCAGAAAAAUCUCCAAGCACAAAUCCUGACCUCAAAAUGCCUGUCGGGUCGGCAUCGGGUUCUGACCCGAAACUAACCAGCAGUGGUAGCCAGUCAGUCCCAGAAAACCUUAAUCUGGACUGCGAGUCCACCAAAGUAUCUUCUACUCAUCAAGAUCCUGCAGGGUCUCCUGUCGAAGUCAACAAACCGUCCACGAGCGGCUCUCCAAAACUGAGAAAGACUCGUAAACCUGACCGUGAGAUAUACCAGCCGGGUGGGAGAAGACCUCGGGGGUGUAAAGACUCCGGACGAAGCGCGGAGGCAGAGCCGGUCUCCAAAGAAUCGGUUAAGGCAGAAGAUGUGAUGCAGUGUAAGGAUGUACACGAGGAGAAAGCAGAAGGAAAGGAUGAGCAAAGGAAAGACAGGAGAAAACGAGUGCAGGGAGUUCAGCCUUCUGCAAAUUCUGAUCGGACCAGCGUCGAAAUCAUAUCUGAUGAAAUGAAGAAGCUAAACAUGAGCAGCUCGGCUGUAGAGUCAGAGAAAAACAAAGCAAAGGAAGGUAAACAUGUUAAAGCGAAAAAAACAAGCCGAGAAGCUCCGGAGAACAGUGUGGCUGGAGGAGAGGACGAGACGAGCGAAAAAGCUGAAAAGAUUAAGGAGAAAGGAAAGCGGCGAUCAAGAGGAGGGAGGGAAAGAGGAUCCAAUCAGUUUGCAAAUACGAGAGCGGACGAAGAAGCGGUAGAGAAAAGCCCGGCCACGAAUCACCGCUCGCGGCAGGACGCUCAAGACAAAGAGCUCCAAAAAGCGAAGCACAGAGCGAGCCACCAGAGAAAGGGGAACGCAGACAGGCGCCGGGCGUCCGACGGAACCGAACCCAGCAGAGCGGGUCUCGCAUCGAAGCGCUACUCGAAGUCGGAGAUCAGACGCCCCCGGAAUCGGACCUACAGCACGAGCUCGGCCAGCAGCGUCAACAGCGCGAACGGUCGCGGAGAGGCCGAGAGACGGGCCGACGCCGGGUUCAGGGACGGCGAGAGGGACGGAGGAGGCGCGCCUAAAUCUCACGGGGUCAGAAACAAAAGGACGGUCAGAAACGUGUCCUCUACCGACUCUCUCGACGAGAACGAGACAGCAGGGAGAGACGCAGGCAGAACGCCAAGGAACGAUAAAAGCGGUUUAAAAACACCUAAAGGAAACCUCGCUAGGUCCGGCGGAGCUUCUCAAGGAGGCAUUUUAAGAGUUUCUUUAAACAAACAGUCUGUGGAGGACCAAACGAAACACAAAGAUCCGGGUCCGAGAGGCCGAGGCAGGGGAAUCUUAGUCCUCCCGACCACGUCCUCAGAGCCUGGACCUCGCCUCAUGUCCGGAAGCAGAGGUGGAUCAGCACAAGGUCGAGGAAGAGGCGGUCGAGGAGGAAGCACCAGACGUCUGUGGGAUCCCAACAAUCCGGAUAAGAAACCCGCCCUCACAGGAAGCUCCCAGUCCCUGAGUUCACCUCUCCAGCAGCCUCUGUACCUCCAGCAUCAGGGAGGGUACGGCCCGCUGUAUUUCCUCGACACUGAUGACGAGGCUGCGGGAAGCCCUCCCAUGUGCCAGGGGGAGCAGUUCUCCAGCCAGCACGCCGCCGCCAUGGCGUAUUACAAAUUCCAGAACUCGGACAACCCUUACCGCUACCCGUUACCGAGCGGCGCUCCCAACACACCCCCACGCUUCACCUACUCCUACCCGUAUCAGAUACCCGGCUCGAACGGAAUGUACCCCAGUCCGGCUGCCCAGUUUUACGGAGCGUACGCUCACGGGGCUCAGGGUUACCCGUCCGCCGGCUCAUCCGUCAGCCCGGAGGAGACGGAGGUGCAGACGCGGGGAGAACUGAGCAAACUCCUCAGAAUGGCCGACAGCCAGGAGCUCCAGCUGAGCAACCUGCUGUCUCGGGAGGGGCUGAGCCGGGACGGACUGGACAGGAUGGCACAACUGAGGGCCGAGCUCCUGACGCUGUACGAGCGAGUGAUCCUAACGGACAUCGAGUUCUCCGACUCCCAGAACGCGGACCAGUCGCUGUGGAAGAACGUCUUCUACCAGGUCAUCGAGAGAUUCCGACAGCUCCUGAAGGACCAGGAUGCUGAUACGGCCCCACAGAUGAGGCCCAUGCUUCUGACCAUACUAGAGGAGGGGACGCUGUUUUUUGAUUCGCUGCUGCAGAAAUUACAAGCCGUGUUCCAGUUUAAGCUGGAGGACUACAUGGACGGCAUGGCAAUACGUGCUAAACCUUUGAGGAAGACGGUGAAGUACGCCCUGAUUAGCGCCCAGCGCUGUAUGAUCUGUCAGGGCGACAUCGCGAGAUACAGAGAGCAAGCCAGCGAUUCGGCCAACUACGGCAAAGCGCGCAGCUGGUAUCUGAAAGCUCAACAGAUUGCUCCAAAAAAUGGAAGACCGUACAAUCAGCUCGCCCUGUUAGCAGUCUACACCAAGCGGAAGCUGGACGCUGUUUACUAUUACAUGCGCAGCCUGGCUGCCAGCAACCCCAUCCUCACUGCCAAGGAGAGCCUGAUGAGCCUGUUUGAGGAAGCAAAGCGCAAGGCCGAGCAGAUCGAGCGCAGAGAGAAGCAGAACGUGGAGGGUGGCGCGCGUGGCCCACGGGGGCGCGGCCCUCCCCGGGACGACGACGCCACCCGGGUUGAAAUCUGGAUCCGUCCCUCCGGAGGCGCGCCUCACACGGCCGGCAGAGACUCGGCGCAGGACGGAGGACUGAGCAGACUGAGCGCGAGCGACCUUAAUAAGAGAUUCAUCCUGAGUUUUCUUCAUGCUCAUGGGAAGCUCUUCACUAAAGUGGGGAUGGAGAGCUUCCCAGCUGUGGCCAGUCGUGUUUUGCGGGAGUUCCAGGCUCUUCUCCAGCACAGUCCCUCCCCCCUGGGAAGCGCACGCAUGCUCCAGAUCAUUACCAUUAACAUGUUCACCAUUCACUUCGCUCAGAGCAGAGCGAAAGGACAGGGCGACACGCGGUCCGUCCUGGAGGAACAGAGUACCUCUUUCGGUUUGGCCAUGUUUGGGCACCUGGUGCAGCGCUGUACUGAUCUAUUAAAGCAAACUCCUGCAGAGCCCAUCCCCGUGGAGGAGCUCGAUGAGGGUGAUCCAGGAGCAGUGCAGUCCAUGGUUCCAGUAUCGGCCUUUCCCUCGGACCUGCGAGAGCUCCUGCCCAGUGUGAAGGUCUGGUCAGACUGGAUGCUGGGCCACCCAGAGCAGUGGAACCCCCCGCCGCCCGGUUUUGAUGCCGGUCCGGACGUGUGGCAGUGCCUGGCAGAGCUGUGUAACUCCCUGGCCCGGGUCUAUCACGGCGAAGCACCGCUGUACAAGGCCGACGGAGACGGGGACGAGGAGCUCCGACUGCUGGUGCUCGAGGAGGACCGGAUGCUGGCGGGAUUCGUCCCCCUGCUGGCGGCUCCGCAAGAGCCCUGCUAUAUAGAGCCGCAGACGGACGCCGCCAUGGCAGCCGACUGUAAGCGAGUGACGGUGAUGAAGUACUUCCUCGAGGCCCUGUGCGGUCAGGAGGAACCUCUGCUGGUAUUUAAAGGUGGAAAGUACAUUUCCGUCGCCCUGUCGCCCGCCGCCAGCCAGCCGACGAAGGACAAGCCUCGGGAGCAGUCCCAGGAGGAUGACGUGAUCGUGGAGGAGAACUCCCUGUCCGCGUCGGAGGGCGAGAUGGAUGCCGGAAUGGACGGAGACGGAAACGAGGACGACAUCCGAGAGCUGAGGGCUCGACGCCACGCUCUGGCGCACAGGCUGGCACAGCAGCAGAAACGCAGAGAUAAGAUACAAGCCGUGCUGCAGACUGGAGGUCAGCUGGAGCUGGAGAUCAGACCCUUCUAUCUCGUCCCCGACACCAACGCAUUCAUCGAUCACCUGGAGGGACUGGAGAAGCUGCUGGCCUGCAGAUCGUACGUGGUGGUGGUGCCGCUGAUCGUCAUCACAGAGCUGGACGGCCUGGCUAAGGGUCAGGAGAGUCGGGAUCGAGAGUCCGUGGAGGAAGCGGCCCACGCUAGACUGGUGCAGGAAUCCGCUAAAGCCGCCGUGACGUUCUUGGAAAAGGGUUUCGAGAGCAGAGAGCCCGGCCUGAGAGCGCUCACCAGCAGGGGGAGCCAGCUGGAGUCCAUCGCCUUCCGCAGCGAGGACACGUCUGGACACAAGGGCAACAACGACGACGUGAUUCUCUCCUGCUGCCUGCAUUACUGUCAGGACAAGGCCAAGGACUUCAUGCCCGCUCAGAGAGACGGACCGGUCCGCCUGCGCAGGGAGGUGGUUCUGCUCACCGACGACCGGAACCUGCGCGUGAAGGCGCUGACCAGGAACGUCCCCGUCCGAGACAUCCCCGCCUUCCUGAGCUGGGCCAACGCGGGCUGAACCGGAAGAGCCCGACGUCCUGCUGUUGGGGGGAAACGCAGAAUGAAAAACUAAAAAAAUCGCUCGACCUUCACCGCAGCCGCGUGGAGAGCGAGGACACGGCACAGAUGUGGAGAGUGAGGGUGAGAGGGAGGAGCGACGAGGGAGGAAGGAAAUGAUGAGCAAAGAAAUGGAUUUUAAAGAGAUGAUGAUGAUGAUGAGGAUGAAGAGAGACGUGUGUUUAUCCUGCUGAUGGUUAGAAGGUUAGAUGAUGAGCGCGCCUGGCCGAGCGGAGGCGUGCUGGGGUUUGCGUGACGUGUCCGUGUGAUGUGCACACGCAUGAUGUGUCCGUGUGUUCUUGACAGAGUGAAAGAUGUACCGGCAUGCAUCUCGCAGUGCUGAGUGGGAUUUUCUGAGCGAUUGAACGGGAGCGUUCGAGAGCGGCCGGUCCUGGACCUUCGGUUUAAGGUGAUGCCAGCGACUCGGGGCAGAGGAGCACAAGUCCUCUCUCGCCCCGUUUUGGCCCUGCGCGGCCCCGUAAACGUUUAUCCGUCGCUUUUUAUUUCCCGUUCCUGCAGUUUGUUUGUUUAAGCUCGUUUGUUUUUUCACGCUCACGUUAGAAAUUGUACUUUGGUGGAACGGAUAUAUAAACAUAUAAAAUAUAGAACGUGUAUCAGCUUUCUGUUUGUGUUCGGCUCUGGUGCACCUUUAUUUCCUGUCGUGAUCCACUGUUCUCAAGAUUAUGAUUCACUCUAAACACACACACACACACACACACACACACGUGAACACACACUUUCUAUGUAAUAUAAACGUGAAAUAAUAAAUAAUACAUCAUUAUUCUGUAACGUUUGGUUUCAUAUUCGAGCAGCGUCGUCGCUUCUGUCCGAGCGAGUUUACAUGUCUGAAUAAUACGUCGUCUGAUUUAGCUGUAAUUUCAUUACAGUUGUUACUUGUAUUCUAUUUUUCUAAAUUAAUUAAUGAAUUAAUAAGAAUGUUGAUGAUAUUACAGCUCAGUACCUGAUCUCACGUGUUACAGUGUUAAUCCUACACAGGAUUGAUUACUGGGUACUAAAUCGUACCGUCAUUAAACUGAUCGCUCCUAUAUCUAUAUUUCUUUUGCCCCUGUAUCACCACAGCGGAUCUGGUUCGCGCACCAGAUUUGUCAUAGUGCCCUCCUAACACUAUCCGGGCUCGGGAUCUGCACUUGACAAGCGCCACAUCCCCAGAUCUCAGCAGUAAGUGGGCUAGCGUGCUUUACCGCUGCUCCACCCAGCCCGAGCCCCCCUAACAGCUCCACUACAUAAAUGUAUGAAUAAAUAAAUCGUGGUUUUUUUUUCCUGACUCCUGAAGACGUGUGAACGCGCUCGGUGAAACCUGAACGUAAAGCUUCUGCUAAUGAACUGUGUGUGAGUGUUAAUCAGUUUGGACGUGUAAAUAAAAAUUUCAUUUGAUUUCAGAUACGAACAUAUGGAACAUUUUUCUUUUGGUUUAAUAAAUAUCAAUAAAAAAAUUCUAAAACGCUCUAGUUUUGUUUGAUUGAUGAAAAUAAAGUUUCAAUGAGAA
Molecule: messenger RNA, 6096 nt
Organism: Trichomycterus rosablanca
Lineage: Eukaryota; Metazoa; Chordata; Actinopteri; Siluriformes; Trichomycteridae
Gene: smg6
Product: SMG6 nonsense mediated mRNA decay factor
Exons: 19
Coding region: 1-4551 (1516 amino acids)
Biological process (GO): nuclear-transcribed mRNA catabolic process, nonsense-mediated decay
Cellular component (GO): telomerase holoenzyme complex
Molecular function (GO): telomeric repeat DNA binding; telomerase RNA binding; protein binding
Source: RefSeq, a predicted model, not a curated record